Messenger RNA from Oryzias melastigma (Indian medaka), 1941 nucleotides. Its product is annotated as programmed cell death 1 ligand 1. Gene Ontology annotation, cellular component: external side of plasma membrane. The record is from RefSeq and is a predicted model, not a curated record. NCBI's taxonomy places the organism in Eukaryota, Metazoa, Chordata, Actinopteri, Beloniformes, Adrianichthyidae. Gene Ontology annotation, biological process: cellular response to lipopolysaccharide; T cell costimulation; negative regulation of T cell proliferation. The transcript is spliced from 9 exons. Bases 55 to 1107 code for a protein of 350 amino acids.
GUGGGGAAUACACGCACACGAAUAAGUUUCCUGACAUCACACUUCCUGUUUGUCAUGCUCUGGUAUAUAAACGAGCUGAGACUCAUGAAUCAGCUUCAUAAAGCACAACAUCCUCUGAAACCUAAGGACCAGGGCGCGUGCGGAUACACAAGACUCCCGAAAGGCCGUUUCUUUCAUUCUAUCUCGAUGGAUUGGGUUUUUGUUAUCAUUUUGCAAGUUUUGAUUCAGCCGUCUCUAUCAGUCUUGUUCACUGUGGAGGCAGGACAAACCAUGUACUCAUCAGAGUUUGGAGGUGAAGUUGUGAUGGGCUGCAGGUUCUCUACAAAGGCAUCAAAACCUAAUUCUGACCCGAAGGUGACAUGGCACUGGACUUCAUCUGAGCUGCACCAGGAGCUGAUCCGGUUAGAUAACGCCGCAGACUACACGGUUUCUCCAAAGUAUCAAGGUCGGGUGAAACUUCUCACCGAAGAGCUGAAGAGCGGCUGGGCAAAGUUACAGUUGUCAAAUCUCAGGAUUAAUGACUCUGGAACUUAUCAGUGUUUGGUUCAAACCACAGAUGGAACAGACUACAAAACCAUGACUUUAUCAGUUAACGCUCCUUAUAAAACAGUGACCAAAAAAGUUGAGAGGACUGCAGAAAAUAAGGUUUUGUUAACCUGCCAGUCUGAAGGUUACCCCAAAUCUGCUGUUAUGUGGACGGAUGGAAGCCGGCAGAGCCAACAACACCCCAACACCAGCGUUGUGUCGACACCAGAGCAGCUUUUUAAAAUCACCUCUCAAAUACUAGUGAGCGCAUCAGAGGAAAACAACUACACCUGCAGCUUCAGCGGGGAAACGUCUGCAACGUUUAACAUUCCAGAAGAAAUAUCAACUCCUCCUGAAAAAAGUGAUGCAUCCGUCAUUGUUGUGUUCAUAGUAAUAAUACUAAUUGUGAUCCUGGCAGCUGGAGGCAUUACUUAUUAUCGACGAAAAGGGUUCAGGAUUCUCGGUACCUCCAAGUGUCUGCCUGUUGAUGAGGACCUGUCUGUGUCUGCAGCCUGCCUUCAAACGGAUAAAGAAAUGAAGACAGUGGAAAUAGCUAUUCCUGAAGAAACAGCCCCCUACUAGACUCACUCCCAGAAGCAGCGGAGAUGCUUUUACCUGAGGGACCAUCCAGGGAAAGGAUGGACAUCGUACCCGCUCACCUCCCUUAUCUCAGACCGAUGGAUCCAUCUGGGCUUCAGCUUAACGCGCUUUCUCGUCGGGUUUCAAGAAAGCCGCUUCUUGCAGGAGCUAAAAGUGGAAAGAAGCAAGAGGAACCGAAGACUGUGCUGUCCAGACCAAGUGAACCUCUGCUCGGACUGUUAUGAUUAGGCGACAAGAGUGUUUUGACAGCCUGCCUGGAGCACUUUACCUUAAUGAAACUGAGACUGAUGCUUGCUGCUGUGCUGAAGUCUCUAAAAAAAAACAAAAAAAAACAGAUCAUGUAAACAACCACUAAACACUCUUGUAAGAAAUUCUUGUUUUUUAUGUAUUAGAAUGUCUUUAUUGCCCAACUAUGCUGCAAAAUGCAUUGAAAUCAAUGCUUAAUAUGAACUAUGUGCAAUAAUGGUAGAUUUUUAUUUAGAGUCAGGAGGAUUUUUUGUGCUGAAUUCAUUUUUGUUCGUUUUUUUAAGAUGUUGGUAGUAAGAAAAUCCCUUACUUUUUGCAGGAAAAGGCGAUUUCAACACUUAUGUGUAAUAGCUGCGAUGGAGCAAUUGUUAACAGUUUCAGUUCAGGAGAAAAAGAAAACUCAGGGUCAAGUUCACUCGCUAAACUGCAAGCCCAAGCUUCUUUUUUUAUGACUGGGGAAGUAGGUUGACAUUACUGGCAAGAGCAGCACUCUUUCCAGUAACAGUAAAGAAGUCAUUGUUUUAUUUUUGUACCAUGUGACCGAUUAAAUAUUUAUUUUUUUAUCUACUU